Messenger RNA from Tachysurus vachellii, 2752 nucleotides. RefSeq names its product Josephin domain containing 1 (gene josd1). The transcript has 5 exons. Gene Ontology annotation, biological process: protein deubiquitination. The record is from RefSeq and is a predicted model, not a curated record. Gene Ontology annotation, molecular function: cysteine-type deubiquitinase activity. Bases 561 to 1274 code for a protein of 237 amino acids. NCBI's taxonomy places the organism in Eukaryota, Metazoa, Chordata, Actinopteri, Siluriformes, Bagridae.
CAAUGACGUAGUGCGCAUGCUCAGGUUAGAAUCAGGGCUGUAAGGAAAAAAGUGAGAGAAACAAAGAAAUAAACAACCUCAGGAAAAGAGAUAAAAGCGUCAAUUUUACAGCAGCGGAACAGCUCAGAGUCCACAGAAUUGUCUACCGAGUGCAGUGUGCGUCCUUGUCGGUGCGAGUUCUACAUGACUGCCACAAGUUCAGGAGUUGGUUCACUUGGUCAUCUGUGUGUGUUUUCCUGGAUGUCUUACAACGUAUGAUCUGUGCCAAAAUGGAAAGAACUUCUUUGUGUUAGGGAAAACUUUGGUCUUCAGCAGGUCUGCAUGUGAGGAUCACGUGUAGAACGCAGAAAGAAGAUGCCAGUGCUGAUUUCAAAAACAUUUCAAAGUUAUAUCAUCUUGUGAUAUUUUCUUUAUCUUCACUCUUACGCUGUCAGUAGAUACACUGAGCUGGCUUCAGUUUUCUCACUGUAGCUAUCUUCCCCUCCCCUUGCCAUACACCUCGAGCAUCUGAGUGGUUGUCGUGGAGAUGACAGCAGUGACCGAGUAGCAGAGAAUCAGGGAUGGGGAGUACACCAUGUUCUGGUAAGGGGAGGGGGGUAGGUAGCUUUCAGGAGCUUGGCUGUAUGCCAUGGAAGGUGAGCAAACAGAAAGGUGAGGCUGCUGGAGGUGGAUGUGUCCCUGAAUCGUAUGAAGCUUUAAAUGCCAGAGUCACCCCUCCUCCUCAACAGCCUCCUGCCAUCUACCAUGAGAAGCAACACAGAGAGCUGUGUGCUCUGCAUGCACUAAAUAAUGUCUUCCAGGAUGGUGCUGCCUUCAGUAGAGAGGCACUUCAAGAUAUCUACCAGAGGCUCUCCCCUAGUACAUUGGUAACUCCUCACAAGAAGAGCAUGCUGGGUAAUGGCAAUUAUGAUGUAAAUGUCAUUAUGGCUGCAUUACAGACUCGUGGGUAUGAAGCUGUUUGGUGGGACAAAAGAAGGGAUGUGAGCAGUAUUGCACUGGCAAACGUAACAGGCUUCAUUUUGAAUGUGCCAUCCAACCUUCGUUGGGGGCCUCUGCGUCUGCCACUCAAACGACAGCAUUGGAUCGGAGUGAGAGAGGUGGGUGGCGUCUACUACAACUUGGAUUCCAAACUGCGCAAUCCCCAUCCCAUUGGAACAGCUGAUGAACUCAGGAAGUUCUUGCGUCACCAGCUUCGAGGGAAGAACUGUGAACUACUGUUGGUUGUGCCAGAGGAGGUAGAGGUCCAUCAGACCUGGAGGACUGAUAAUGCUUGAUAGUUUCUUUUUUUUUUUUUAAUGUUCAACUCAUGCUCAGGAGGGAAUGUAAGGUUCAAUCAGGGAACCAUAUAAGAGCAAAUGGAGUUGUGCUCAACGAGUCUCAAAAGCACACUGGCAGAACUUUUUGUUUACACACACAAAAAAACACAAUAUGCUGGACACCGACUAAAGCAGCAAAGGAGAUUAACACACAGGGAUGUUGCAAAAACACUAUACUGUUCUUUAAGACUUUCAAUAUUUAGAAUUUGGCGAUGCAUUUUUGUCUGCAAUUUCUUUUGUUUCAUACUGUUUUAGAUUCAAAAUAAGAUAUCUGAAAUUCAGUAAUGCAUUCUCUGUAAAUGGUUCACAUAGUCACUUCUUUGCUCUUCAUGUGAUUCCCAUUUUGUUCAUAUAAUUGUGUAAAUUACACUUCAUCAUAUACAGUGGCAGGGUUUUUUUUUUUUUCUUUGUUUUUUGUUUUUUUGGCCAACUUGCAAAAGCAGCCAGAAGCACCUUCACCUAAUGGUAAUUGUUGUGUGGUUUGUUGUUGGGUGUAAUAAAUAAGAAGAAUCUUAGCAGCACAGUGUGGCAAAGUAAUAACUGGAUUUUUCAAGUUAAUCUCCUAGGAGUACUAGGAAAACUGCUACUUCCUCUCUUGCACUACAGCCAUAGUACUCACAAUGGUUAUAAUGCUUUGCCUCACAGUUAUGGUGAAAAAAAAACUAUUGACUGACACCUUACAAGGAUUAUUUUCCACAGAUAGUAAAUUAUAAUUUUCAUGUCACAUUGCCAAACAGUCUGUGCUGUACUUUAAAUAGAUAUUAAGAUUUUUUUAUGACUUUCAGAAAUGGUUAUUAAGAAAAAAAAACAAAGAUUUAGUUCUUUAAGUGCUGGAGUUUAAAAAUGAUUUGUAAAAGGUAUUUAAAUGGAUGAGAUUGUUGUUUUUUGUUGGUUGUCUUUUGUGUACGUUGAGUAAUUAAGCCAAUUAUGCAGUAUAUCUGUAAUUAAGUUUGUUCAAGUCUGUGUAUACUGUUCGUUGUUGGGGUCACAUUAUUAAUGGGUUAAUCAAAUUAUUCAAAAGGGAAAUAUAAAUGUACACCUCAGGUUAUCUUAAAAACUGGACACACAUUUGACCUAGUUAACAUGUAGAUAACAACACACUUGGCCAAUAAACCUGAAUCUGAUUCUAAUUGUGAUAUAGAUGAAACAAGUCUCUAGCAUUGUCAAAACAUUGCUAGACCAAAUGCAUCAAUUAUAUUAUGGAACAUUACUGUUGUACAAAAGGGACAUUCCACAUUUACAUACACAGGGUGCUUUGUUAAACAGUAAACGUGUUUUGAUUUCUUUGCCAUGACAAUCUGUUCCCUCAUAUCCCUUUUUGGGGAAGAUGUAGUCACAACGUGAUCAUCCAUUUUUUCCAUGCAAAUGCUUGUAAUGGCACUUUAUGUAUAAUCAAUGAUGUGUUGUGACAUCAAUAAAAUGUCUUUCUUUGUAAA